AUUUUCAUCUCUUCAAAGGCAUUUUCCCCUGUUUUGUUUUCUUUUAGCAAAAUCGAUGUGGGAAUUUUAAAUGAGUUGCUAUGCAGCAACGUCACGCCAUGUUCUUCUUUGCAGUUUUGGUGGGGUGGCGCGCACCCACAGCGCCACUUUGUGUUCAGACCUAAAAUUACAUUUUGAUCCAAUAAAAAAGGUAAACAAUACUUUUUCAGUACAAAUUCUCCGUUACGGCACCGAAAUAGAAAUUCCAGGAACUUAUACUAUAUUUGAGUAUUUAUUUUUCUGACAACUUUUUACAACGUAUGACACUGUCUGUAGUCUCUGUGUAGCAACGACAAACAGUAGAGCGCAAAGGUCAAGUUUAAAGUUCAUCCGGUGAUGAGUGUGUGCCUGUCACAGAGUACACAAUAUGAUCAAUGUGUGUGUUUGUGUGUGUAUUUUGAAGAUUUUUGUGUGAGCGGUCGCCAUGGCCACGCUCGGAUCGACGGCGCUGCUUCGCUGCCUGCUGUUGUCGGCCAUCUUGGUGCUGGUUCUCUUCCUCACCUCCGUGUGGCUCCCUCAGGGUGGCAUUGGAGACUGUGGCCCUGGACACUUCCCAUGCCAGACGCAUAGAACAACGCCUCAGCCUCCAUUGGUGGAGCCUGACGGAGCACCACCCUUCAUUAAGGAGUGCCCCGGCCAGUCUUUUCAAGCGUGGCGUCUGCUGCGCUUUUUGACUUCCAGUGUCUCAGUUGCCGACGAUGUCCUCCUGGAACCGUACCUGCAGAGCUGGGAUCAACUGAUCAUUUUCAUGGAGUCUCUCGGACCCGUGGUCUCGUUCUUCUCUCAGAAGGUCAACGAGAAGAUGGAUCUGAUCCGACAGCUGGCUCGCACACAUGGACCGAAGGGAGGGGCAUACCGCUCAGUGCGCUCCAUGGUGGAGGCGGAGCUACAAGCGGGCGUGGUGGACUUUUCCCGCCGCACCGAUUCGGGUUGUCGGACGCUGCUGCGUUUGCAUCGAUCGCUGCUUUGGCUCGCUAUGACGCUGGACGGUCUGACGCACGAGCCCGACCAGCAAGGGCGCCUCAAGACGCCCGGUGAGCUCAGCAGGGACGCCUACCAGGUGGCGCUGGCCCCGCACCACUCGUGGGUACUCCGGCAGGCCGCAGAGCUGGUCUUCCUCGCUCUCCCGGACCGGGAGUACUUCCUGCGACUGGUGUGCGCCCAGAGUCAGCACGAGGCGGAACCUGUCCUGCGUAUUCUCAUCCGCGCUCUAAAGAGGGUCCACGGUGCGACCCAGAGCAUCCUGGAGCAGCACGCCAUGCUGGACCUGCCCUAAAGGCGCCCCCGGAUCUUACAAAGGGACGAAGUGUCGCUCCGGAUGGAUGAAGAAAGUAAUUUAUUAAUUCUUAAAUGGACAUGCAGACAGGAAACAUUCACAUGUACAACUGAUUAACAAUCAAUAGCACAUAAACAUCCCUCGUUGGUCUUGA
Messenger RNA from Hippocampus zosterae (dwarf seahorse), 1469 nucleotides. Its product is annotated as ceramide-1-phosphate transfer protein-like. The transcript is spliced from 6 exons. The record is from RefSeq and is a predicted model, not a curated record. Bases 464 to 1315 code for a protein of 283 amino acids. Gene Ontology annotation, molecular function: ceramide 1-phosphate binding; ceramide 1-phosphate transfer activity. Lineage: Eukaryota; Metazoa; Chordata; Actinopteri; Syngnathiformes; Syngnathidae. Gene Ontology annotation, cellular component: cytosol; membrane; cytoplasm. Gene Ontology annotation, biological process: ceramide transport; intermembrane lipid transfer.